AUGAGCGACAUUCUCAAUCUUUCCACCCAAGAGUCCCGGCUCGCACAGCGGAAAGCCCCCUCCUCAACCGGGCCAACCCUCCCACCGCCAGAAUCACUCCUCGCCGCCGAAGCAUCGCUCCCAAACCCCCAAUCCGCGACCUACCUCCAAGGACAGUCCUCCUCCUCCACAGCCGCCCACAUCAUCAGGGACAUUGUGCCCGCGCUGACCGGGCAAGCCCACUCCUCCCGAUACUACGGCUUCGUCACGGGCGGGGUGCUCCCCAUCGCAGAAUGGGCAGACAAUGUCGUUUCCCACACAGAUCAAAACGUGCAGGUUCACUUACCGGGGCAGACGGUCGCCACGGCCGUGGAAGACGCGGCGCUGGAGAUGCUCGUGCGGUUGCUGAGGUUGGAUAUGGUGACGUGGGCGGGGCGGACGUUCACGACGGGUGCUACGGGGAGUAAUAUACUUGGAUUGGCGUGCGGGCGAGAAGUCAUUGUGAAUAAGAGGCUUGAUGGGGAGGGAGUCGGCGAGCUGGGGUUGCUGACGGCGUGUAUGAGGGCUGGUGUGAAGGAGAUUCAGGUGCUCACGAGUGCUGGGCAUAGCUCGCUUUCUAAGGCGGCGAGUGUAGUUGGUCUGGGGAGACGAAGUGUGAAGGAGUUGGGGUUGAGUGAGGACCAGCCGUGGAGGUUGGAUAUUGAUGCUGUGGAAGAAGCUUUGAAGAAGGAUGGCACGGCGAGCAUCAUUGCCAUUAGUGCGGGGGAUGUGAAUACCGGGGGGUAUGCGUUGGAGGGCAUUGAGGAGUGGAAGAGGGUAAGAGAACUGGCUGAUAAGUAUGGGGCGUGGAUUCACGUCGACGGAGCUAUGGGCGUAUUCGCGAGAGCUCUCGGCGAUGAACCGCAGUAUCAACUGCUCAAGCAACGAACAGAGGGCAUACAUCUAGCGGAUAGUAUUACUCUCGACGGCCACAAACUCCUCAACGUGCCCUACGACUGUGGCAUAUUCUUCACCCGCGCCGCAUCAACCCUCUCCUCCGUCUUCGUGAACCCCAAUGCCGCAUACCUUGCCUCUUCAUCAGCGGCAACCAUCCCCUCCCCUUUGAACAUUGGCCUCGAAAAUUCCCGCCGUUUUCGCGCGUUGCCCGCAUAUGCUGUCCUCCUCAGCGAGGGUCGUCCCGGUAUUGCUACGCUGUUGUCCAAUAUGAUAGAGUUGUGUCGCAAACUGGCCGUGUAUCUGCGCGACUCGCCACACUAUGAACUCCUUCCUGAUGGGGGUGCGCCGUUGGAAGGCAUCUUUAUGAUUUUGCUCUUCAGAGCAAAGAAGCAGGCCGUGAAUGAGACUUUGGUCGAGAGGAUUAACCAAACGAGAGACAUGUACGUCUCUGGGACAAAGUGGAAGGGCGAAAAGGCCGUUCGGAUAGCCGUUUCGAAUUGGAAAGUCGAUAUCGAGAGGGACUUUGGAGUUGUGACACGGAUAUUGGAUGCCGUGGCUGACGGCACUGCGGACUGCUAA
Molecule: messenger RNA, 1494 nt
Organism: Pochonia chlamydosporia 170
Lineage: Eukaryota; Fungi; Ascomycota; Sordariomycetes; Hypocreales; Clavicipitaceae
Product: tyrosine decarboxylase
Exons: 3
Coding region: 1-1494 (497 amino acids)
Biological process (GO): carboxylic acid metabolic process
Molecular function (GO): pyridoxal phosphate binding; carboxy-lyase activity
Source: RefSeq, a predicted model, not a curated record